Molecule: messenger RNA, 861 nt
Organism: Varanus komodoensis (Komodo dragon)
Lineage: Eukaryota; Metazoa; Chordata; Lepidosauria; Squamata; Varanidae
Gene: FNDC10
Product: fibronectin type III domain containing 10
Exons: 2
Coding region: 1-861 (286 amino acids)
Source: RefSeq, a predicted model, not a curated record
AUGCAAUCAGCGUCCUCCGCGGCUGGCGACGCCCCCGCGGCCGUCCGGUCGGCAAGCCGGCGCCCGCAGGCCUCUGCCUCGCAGGAGCGCUGCCCGGCCGGGCGAGAGUUAAGCGCGGAGCCGGGCCUGGCGGGAGGCGGCCGGGCCGGCCGGAGGGGCGGAGCCGGCGCGUCCCGCAGCGCCGCCCGCUCCGACGCCGAGGGGCACUCCGAGGAUGCGCCCCCGGCCGAGCCGUGGUGCCCCUACAAGGUGCUGGGCGAGGGCCGCGGCGGGGCGGGCGGCGGCGGGGGGCGCCUGUGCUUCCGCAGCCCUGCGCGCGGCUUCCGCUGCGCGCCCCGCAGCUGCACGGCGCACCGCUCGCCCGGGCGCGCCCUGCUGGCCAACGUGCUGGGCAACGGCAGCGUGCUGCUGCAGUGGGACUGGCCCCCGCCGCCGGGCCCCGGGCCCGCCGGCCCCGGCCCCGCCGCCCCCGCCCCGCCGCCGCGCGGCUUCUGGCUCUCCUGCUCGUGGGAAGGCGCCUACACGCGUUUCCAGUGCGACAGCGUCCAGCUGGGCGCCGCCUGCCGGGACUACCUGCUUCCCGACGCGCACGGCAGCGUGCGCUACCGCCUGUGCUUGCGGCCGCUCUUCGCGGCGGCCGCCAACGCCAGCGGCCCCGAUCCGCGCCCCGCCUGGCCGCCGGAGUGCGUGGAGUUCACCGUGGAGCCGGCCGGCAUGCGGGACAUCGUCGUGGCCAUGACGGCCGUCGGGGGCUCCAUCUGCGUCAUGCUGGUCCUCAUCUGCCUCCUGGUCGCCUACCUGACCGAAAACCUCCCGCCCGCCGCGUCCGCCGCUGCGUCCGCCGCCAAGCGGGGCAAGUGA